UAUUCAUGUUAUCUGAAAUCAAAAAGUGUCUCUCAAGUUUAGAUUUUUAGCUGAGAGACUCCUUAGGGGAUCUUAUAAUGAUCGAAUCUAUUAACAUUUAGUUAUUUUAGAAAGUUAUUAGUAAACAAUUAGAGAGAAUAAGAGCUUAGGUAAAAAAAUUUUCACUAAUUCAUGGCUAAGAAGGUUUGAAAGGAAACAGAAUGCCUUAAUUCCUGUAUUCGCAUUAGAAGAGAGCCUAAAAUUAUUUGUCUUGUUUUAAUUUAAUAAAACAACAACUUAGGUUAAUGCAGGCCUAUAUUCAAUAUUAAUAGAUAUAUCCACUAUAUGGAAAUCUGUUAAGUGAAGUAUACCCUUUUAGAUGAGGAAAUCUU
This is a messenger RNA of Paramecium octaurelia, 371 nucleotides long. NCBI's taxonomy places the organism in Eukaryota, Ciliophora, Oligohymenophorea, Peniculida, Parameciidae. The record is from the annotation of a GenBank genome assembly.